Molecule: messenger RNA, 363 nt
Organism: Scaptodrosophila lebanonensis
Lineage: Eukaryota; Metazoa; Arthropoda; Insecta; Diptera; Drosophilidae
Exons: 4
Coding region: 1-363 (120 amino acids)
Source: RefSeq, a predicted model, not a curated record
AUGCAACAGCUACCACUUGGAAAUAUCCCUGGCGUACCCACGCUACCUGUAUCCAAAGGUAACAUUUGUUAUGGAUACCCUAACAUUGGGCCGUGCUGGAACUAUUCCAUAGCGAAGAAACUUAAAUGGGGCGGCGCGUGCUGUUGCUCCUGCUACGAUGCAGCUAUUGAUGGCGCUUCUGUUGCGAUGCGGGUGGCGGUGUCGCAGCCAUUGUUGCUGAUGGUGUUACCGAUGCGGCCGUUGACGGUGCUGGCGCGGUUGUGGCAGCUGGCUGUGCGCGGCAAGGCUGUAGCGUCGAUAGAUGAGAUCGAAUGUCUUGCCAUCGGAGUUGCCAUCGGAAGCGUUACCAAUGGUGGCGAAUGA